This is a messenger RNA of Rosa chinensis, 1689 nucleotides long. RefSeq names its product putative UDP-glucuronate:xylan alpha-glucuronosyltransferase 5. Gene Ontology annotation, biological process: xylan biosynthetic process. The transcript has 2 exons. Gene Ontology annotation, molecular function: glycosyltransferase activity. The coding region runs from base 1 to 1689 and encodes 562 amino acids. The record is from RefSeq and is a predicted model, not a curated record. NCBI's taxonomy places the organism in Eukaryota, Viridiplantae, Streptophyta, Magnoliopsida, Rosales, Rosaceae.
AUGGCUUCGAAGCUCGCCUCCUCCUCCCCCUCUUCUUCUUCCAAAUACCAGCAUGCCUUUCUCUACGCCUUAAUCUUCUCUUUAUUCCUGGUACUCCUCGUUUCAUCUUUCAGACUCAAUGUUAUCAACUCCAACUUCGUAAAUUUCGUCGUUGUUCGUCGGCAGCAGCAGCAGCAGCAGCAACCGGUCAAGAAUCACAACGAUAACGCCGUUAACGUGAUCAAGGCCGUCUUCAAGAAAUUGGGUAGAAGGAAGAUGAAGAUCGGGUUGGUCAACGUAGACCACGACCACACACAGCUAAUGAAUGGAUUAGAAGGUAUAGACCCGGUUCCUGUGAGAUUCGAUAGAGUUGCUGCUGAUCGGAAGUGGGAGGAUUUUUUCCCCGAUUGGAUAGACGAAGACGAGAGAUGGGGCCGCCCAAAGUGUCCGGAAAUCCCCAUGCCGAAGUUUGAGGAUUACAAGGGCAUCGAUGUGAUACUGGCCAAGGUCCCAUGUGGGACUAAUAUUGGGAGUGGUAAGAAGGAAGGGGUUAGGGAUGUGUUUAGGUUACAAGUGAAUUUGGUGGUGGCCAAUAUGGCGGUGAGGAUAGGGUGGAUGGACCCUGAUUAUGGUGCUCCUCAUCGGACGGUGUACGUUGUGUUCAUCGGAUCUUGUGGGCCCAUGGUGGAGAUUUUCAGAUGUGAUGACUUAGUGAUGCGUCAAGGGAAUUAUAGGGUUUAUAAGCCUGAGAUUGGGAGGCUGAAGCAGAAGGUGCUUAUGCCUUUUGGGUCGUGUGAACUUGCCUCUGGUUAUGCACGAGCAGAAGCUUGGAGACCAAAGUACAAAUACCUACCGAGACAUGCCUAUGUAACAGUCUUACACUCCUCAGAAGCCUACGUUUGUGGUGCAAUAGCUUUGGCUCAAAGCAUCAUACAAACCAACUCCACCAAAGACCUAGUCCUCCUCGCUGACGAUUCCAUCACUCCCACAUCCAUCGCCGGCCUACAAGCCGCCGGAUGGGAUGUCAGGCGAAUCCAACGAAUCCGAAGCGUCUUUUCCCAAAAGGGUUCAUACAAUGAGUGGAACUACAGCAAACUACGUGUAUGGCAACUAACUGAAUACUCCAAAGUCAUUUUCAUCGAUGCAGACCUUCUAGUCCUAGAAAACAUGGACAUCUUCUUCACAUACCCACAAUUAUCUGCUGCGGCGAACCACAAGCACUUAUUUAACUCCGGCUUGAUGGUUUUGGAACCAUCUCAAUGCAUGUUUGAAUACCUAAUGCGAAAAAGCUUCAAAAUCGAGCCUUACAAUGGUGGUGAUCAGGGAUUCCUCAACGAAAUCUUUACUUGGUGGCAUAGAAUCCCUUGGUGGCUAAAUGCAUUGAAAACUUUCGAGGGAAAGAGUAUCGAAAAACACGUGAUGGCCGAUGACCUUUAUGCGGUACAUUAUUUAGGGCUGAAGCCCUGGAUGUGUUACAGAGAUUAUGAUUGUAACUGGGAUGUAGACAGUCAUCAAGUUUUCGCGAGUGACUCAGCUCACCGGAGAUGGUGGCAAAUUUAUGAUGCCAUGCCUAAGGAGCUGCAACCUUAUUGUGGUUUGACACAGAAGAUGGAGAAGAGUUUGAAGACGUGGAGAGAUAGAGCAGCUAAUGCUAGAUUCGUUGAUGGUCACUGGAAAAUUGAGAUUAAAGACCCUAGACAGCACCAUUAG